Brassica napus (rape) is the source of this 2296-nucleotide messenger RNA. RefSeq names its product transcription factor MYB3R-3. Gene Ontology annotation, molecular function: DNA-binding transcription factor activity, RNA polymerase II-specific; RNA polymerase II cis-regulatory region sequence-specific DNA binding. Gene Ontology annotation, biological process: regulation of DNA-templated transcription. Gene Ontology annotation, cellular component: nucleus. NCBI's taxonomy places the organism in Eukaryota, Viridiplantae, Streptophyta, Magnoliopsida, Brassicales, Brassicaceae. The record is from RefSeq and is a predicted model, not a curated record.
AUUAGGGCUUCUUGGUAAACAGUUUACGUUAUUAGAAUUGUUAUAAAGCCUAGAUUUUUUACUCAGUUCUUGUCUUUUUUGAGAUCUGGGUUCUGUCUGCUUGCGUGUUUUGUCUGAAUGUUGUUCUCAUGGAAUUAAAAUGGAUCUUCAGGAAAAGAAAAAAAAUGGAGGAUGAGUGUAUAGAGAGUAAGCAAUCAACAGCUGUUUCUCCCUCUUCUGUGUCUGAAGGCAGUAGUAGUAGCUUCCUCAAGUCACCUGGUGCUGUUCCAACUGCUACAGUAUCUUCAACGCAUAGGAGGACGAGUGGUCCUAUGAGGCGAACCAAAGGCGCCGGCUGGACAACGGAAGAGGAUGAGAUAUUGAGACAAGGAGUUUGUAGGUUUAAAGCCAAGUCCUGGAAGAAAGUAGCUGAGUUUCUCCCUGAUAGGACUGAAGUUCAAUGCAUGCAUCGGUGGCAGAAAGUUUUGGAUCCAAACCUUAACAAGGGACAUUGGACGCAACAGGAGGAUGAGACAAUCGUUGAGCUUGUUGAAAAAUACGGGCCUAAGAAAUGGUCUCUUAUAUCACAGUCUUUGCCAGGUCGAAUUGGGAAGCAAUGUAGAGAGAGGUGGUACAACCAUUUGAAUCCUGGUAUCAACAAGGAGGCUUGGACCCCAGAAGAAGAGUUAGCUCUCUUGAAUGCUCAUGUAAUCUAUGGAAACAAAUGGGCUGAAAUUGCUAAGGUCUUACCCGGCAGAACCGACAAUUCGAUAAAGAACCAUUGGAACAGUUCAUUGAAGAAGAAGUCAGAGUUCUUAUUAGCUAAUGGUAGCUUACCACCAACACCCAAGUAUGCUACUACCAAGCCCACUCCUGCCAAGCCAGUGAUGGCAGCAACUUCAUCAGCAAAGAAUGGUGUUCUCGAUGGUGCAACUACACAGUUUAAAAAACCUGAUGAAGAAGGAAAGGACCAAACAAACUCUUCUGUUCUGCCCCAAGAAGUAGUAGCUGCUUCACCAGUCACCAGUGUUAGUGAGUACGCUUGUUCUCCUCAGUUGCCUAACCCAGAGAAUGGUUAUCCUCUUUACUACAAGCCUCAGAGAGAGUACUACUACAUGGCGUCAGAAGCGGAUAAGCAGCGUAUGUAUGGUUAUGAAUAUGGUUGCAGUCUAAGCACACCACCUGUUAUCUUCUUCACUCCACUGCCACCUUGUAGAAAAGAUUACAGUAACGGUUCAGGUCCAACGAGUCUUGAAUCUUUCUUGAGAGAAGCUGCUAGAACAUUCCCAAACAUGCCUUCUAUUAUCAGGAAAAGACCACGCAAGUUUGUUGUUGCUCCGGGUCAUAAUAAAACAGAUGAAGAAGAAGCUGCUAAAGAGGUUGUUGAUGAAAAGGUGAGCCCUGAUUGUGAAGAAGAAGAAGAGAAGCAGAAGGAUGGAUUAAAUGCUUACUAUAUAUCUCCCCCUUACCGGAUAGGAUCCAAAAGAAGAGCUGUGCUCAAGUCAAGACAGCUCGAGUUCAUCAGUCCAGAGGCAGAGAGGGGUGAUGAUGAAACCAAAUCACCUGAGAAAGAUAAAGUUGCUUGAUGGAAGAGAUUCUCAACUCCCAAGCUAAAAAGAAUAUAUAUUAUUCUCUUGACAAGCUGAUGUUUUAUAUUUGGCUUUUUAGUAUUUAUUUUAUUUUAUAGGGUUAACGUUUAAGGUUGUAUUUAAUCCAAUUAAUCCCCUAGACAUUACAUGAAUUAGGUUAGUGUCAAUACCCAAAAUAAUACACAAUGUCAUGGAGAUCAGUUUCACUUUCAGUCAUACAAAACUGCAAAAAUACCUCAGGUUUUAUGCAAACGAGAGUCUAAACUACAAAAAGAUGUUCAAUUAACAAUAUUAGAUUUAUUUGACUAAUUUAUUAUCAUAUUUAGUCAAAAUUAAAUUAGUUAAUUUGUUCCAUCAAAAGGUUAUAAUAUAUAUAUAUAAUUAUUAAUAAUGUCCAGGAUAAAUGCGAAAAACAGUUAGAAAGGAAAUAGAUAAAACAAUAAUUAUUAGAUUUAUUUGUCUAAUUUAAUAUCAUAUUUAGUCAAAAUUAAAUUAGUUAAUUUUAUGCAUUAAAGUAUAUAAUUAUUAAUUAUUAAUAUAAAUACGAAAAAUAAUUUAAAAAGGAAACAGAGAAAACAAAUAAAUAACAGAAAAGGAAACAGAGGAGAUAACUAUGCUAUAUAUAUAGAGAGGCAUAGAGAGCUAAAUAACGACUCAGAAUAUUACCAAAACCUAACUUUUCUCUCUUGUGUUUUCGAUGGAAGCCUUGUAUGCUGAUAUGCUCCUGC